Cydia pomonella (codling moth) is the source of this 2218-nucleotide messenger RNA. RefSeq lists its product as uncharacterized. The record is from RefSeq and is a predicted model, not a curated record. The transcript is spliced from 5 exons. Lineage: Eukaryota; Metazoa; Arthropoda; Insecta; Lepidoptera; Tortricidae. Bases 420 to 950 code for a protein of 176 amino acids.
UCCGUCAAAAAUAAAAUUGGGCACUUUUAGAAGCAAUUUUCAUAUUUUUAGCGUUUGUGCAUAAAUUCAAAGAAUCAGCAAUCAAUAUAUAUAACAUUAAAUAUUAUGUAUUUUAGUCUUAUUUGCUGCAAUUGUUUUAAUGUUAUCAUAAGUACUAAAUCUGGGCGUCUUAGCUUUAUCAGUUAAAAAUACUGUCACGUACCGGACACAAUUCUGAUUUCGCACAACACAAACAAUUAACUAAACACCUUUAUACCUCUAAUCUAUAAUCAAAUUUCGUGUAUCUACUAUCAGCAAUAAUCCCUUAUCAACUGAUAGCGUAUCGACGCGAUUAUAACAUUAUUCGGUUGAACGUGCCGUCGCGCGCGCAUCGACGCGAAGUACUCUAAAAAUAAUCCUCCAAGAAUAGUGCAAGUGCCAUGUACAAACAGUUCCCGUUUUCGAUGGAGAACAUCCCGAGGCAAACCAGCUUUGGCUGCUUUUCGCUCAAGAUUGGGAGCAUCUUUUCAGCGCUAAUCGUCAUUCUCUACUCAGUGUUGGCCCUAGCGCAAUGCCUAGCCAUAGUCAGCGGGUGGCCGCACGAGCCCAGCCUUCACAGCUCAUCAAUGGCCUAUGGCCUGGUGGUGGUCGUCGCCAUCGUGCAUGCUAUCACGCUUUUCCUGUCCACCGUCAUGCUGAUUGGAGCUCUGAAGGAAGACGCCCGCCUCAUGCGACCGUGGGUGAUCUGGACCUCCAUCCAAGUGAUGUGCUACAUGCUACUGUUCAUCUUUUUCAUGGUGAACAACUUCUCUGACAACAGCCUGACGGUCUACGUCAUCGAGCUCUUAAGCUUGCUCGCCCAUUGCUAUAUGCUGGUGCUAGUAGCCAGCUACUACAAGCAGUUGGAGGAAGAGCGAGAUGAAAGACUAAAGAGUCUCAUCAACAAAGACAUUUGGCAUGAGUACGCGUAAGAUGGACUGAUGUGUGUUGCGUUUAUAGACCGUGUCAUUCACGAGGAUGCGUGCCUAGACUCUUAUUGCCACCUUAUUAAAGGUUAGAUUUGACUAAUUUGCGCGUCAUUGUGGAUGACACGAACUAUACAUGAUCGUCUGCAUUGAAAAGCCAUGUAUAAUGUAAUAGUAGUUUAUGAGACUGCUACAUAAUGAAGGACAUUAAAAUACGAGUGUGGGUUUAUCAUCACACGAGUGUUUUAAUAUCUAAUUAUGUACAGUUACAUGGACUGCUUUAUAUGCACACAUAUUUUAAGCUCUCUGAUAUGUUGGCCGCUGCGUAGUAAGCUCGGUUCUCCAUACAAACGUAGUUUUUUUUUUCAUUAAUUUUUAAAGGCACAUAUACAUAAUCAAUUUUAAAGAUGCUCUGUCAUUUUAAAAUGACUAGCUAGAUUACUGUGAAACAUUGUAAGUAUUUACAUUAGGAUAAGGUAUAUCUAGUCCUGUAAUUAGUUUAUGUAGCUUCAGAUACCAUAGUUAACAAAUACAGCGAAUUUAAACUUUUCAUACAAAACUUUGCUCUAUUUCGUUGGUUUUAUAAGCUGGCGCUAUAUAAACUAAUUAUAGUCAUAGAUAUACUUCACGUCAUUGUAUGUGCAAAGUUUCAUUACAAUACAACACGUAGUUUUAAAAUGAGAACGAAACUCCGUUUGUAUGGGAGGGUAAAAUAGGCGAGCUUAUACUGCGGAUUCUUUACUCGUGGAGCGAUUUCGAAAAGGAUUGCUAAUUUAGACACACAUUUAUUGUGAUAUAAUAUAAAAGCUUAUAAGGUUUAUAUUUAUAUUUGAAAAAAAAAAAAAAAUUUAAUCAUGAUCGUUUUAUUGUGAUAUUAACAUCUUUUUGGCAUAAAACUUAUAACUUAAAUAUUAACCGUCAUCAUUGCUAUCUUAAAGUUAUUUUUUUUUGUUCAAAACAUUAACGUUAACAAAUCCAUAUUUUUAAUAUCAAAAAUAUCCAUCUUUAUACAAAAUGUACAUUUUUAUGUCUAUAGGUAAGUACUUGUAAAACAAGUUUAGUUUAAAUUUCAGGCAUCUUGAUUUUCUGUAAAUAUGUAAUACUAUAUUCAUAUCAUAAUAUAUCUACUUAGAUCAGUUUUCUAAAGCGCCAAUUGCAUUCACACAUCCCGAUAUCGGGCCCGAAAUCAGUACCGAUUUCGAGCCUGGUAAUCGUUUUCCGUUUCACGGAAUAUCAGCACAUAGCACAGCACAAUAUUUGAAGUGUAAAAAAUA